UCUAGGAGUCAGUUGACAGCGAGGACGCAUGAACAAUGGCUCUCUCUCUGGCCUCCAUGUUAUGGUUGGUGCUCAUACUAGCGGCCUCCUCCAGCAACAGCACCCCUACUGCCACUACUUGGCCUACUGCCACUACUUGGCCUACCUCUAAUAUGACAGAUUGGAGAUGGACAUCCUCACAGUCGUGGUACUGGACAUCAAGCCCUUCCCCAGGUCGAGACCUGACUGGCCGCAUGUUCAGUGUGAUGUCUGGGAGUGUAGUCACAUUCCGCGGCUUCCCCCGUUACCAAGACACCCGGGCGUUCACUGUCUGCCUGCGCAUCAUCAGUGAAUCUGUGCCCGGUACGGCCCUUUUCACCAUGACCAUGAGCAACAGCGCCACCCUGACCGUGAGGUCGACAGCCGACUCGGGGUACGAGCUGACGGUGGGCCAGGCGUCCAAGACCCUCUACCCCGUAGCGGAGCUGCCCUCGUUUGGGAAGCUCUAUCCCUGGACCAGCCUGUGUGCCACCUGGGACUCUGCCACAGGCAUGACCCAGAUGUGGAAGGACGGGAAGAUGAGUGUCAGGAAAGGCAUGUGGAGGAGUCAGUCGUUCUAUGGCCCACCUGCAAUGACCCUGUCAGGGUUCGAAGGUCAGGUGACUGACAUUCACGUCUGGGACAAGGCCCUCCCCCUCUCCAGCCUGCGCUCCUACAACCAGGGCUGGGGCUAUCCCUCUGGAAACCUGCUGAGCUGGCGAGAGGCUAGCUAAACCUCCCAGGGCUACGCGGUCCUGGAGGAUGCCUAUAGCAGUCAGGUGGCGCUUGGAAAAGAAGAUCGCACUGGGAAGCCACAGGAGAGCAGGCACUGGAAGAAGCAUGGGAAG
Molecule: messenger RNA, 866 nt
Organism: Alosa alosa (allis shad)
Lineage: Eukaryota; Metazoa; Chordata; Actinopteri; Clupeiformes; Clupeidae
Product: serum amyloid P-component-like
Exons: 5
Coding region: 36-752 (238 amino acids)
Source: RefSeq, a predicted model, not a curated record